Messenger RNA from Rhopilema esculentum, 1585 nucleotides. The record is from RefSeq and is a predicted model, not a curated record. Lineage: Eukaryota; Metazoa; Cnidaria; Scyphozoa; Rhizostomeae; Rhizostomatidae.
UUCCUUUGGUCUGUAUUUUUGCAUGUCUACAACAAAGAAAUGUUGUUCUUCUUCCGCCUAUUUCAAAAUAAAAAUCAACCACAAUGGAAGUAAAACUGCCGCUGGACGAAUUAGAGCAAUACUGCCAGCAAAAUCUUCCACAAAGAGCGUUUGACUACUACGCUAACGGGAGAGGGAAAAACAUAACAUUAAAAGAAAACAAAGCUUCCUUUCAAAGGUGGAAAAUACUUCCACGCUAUUUACAAGAAGUGAAUUGCUAUGAUGUGGACACUUCGAUUAGUAUCUUGGGUAGCACUAUUUCAACUCCAAUUUGUGCAAGCCCAACAGGGUUACACAAAAUUGCCCACCCCGAUGGAGAACUGGCAACUGCCAAAGGUUGUUAUGCCGCUAAAACAUGUAUGACAGUUAGUGCAUUCGCAACAUAUUCUUACGAAGAAAUUGCUGCUUCUUGCCCCAGUAGUCUACGAUGGUGCCAGAUGUACAUUUUCAAAGACCGCAACCUAACAUUAAACUUUGUUCGACGAGCUGAGUCAGCUGGUUAUAAAGCACUGGUUUUGACUAUUGAUACAACCCCUUUGUUUAAAUCAGGAGACAAAAAAAGUCACUUCGAAUUACCUGAUUGCAUCGAAGCAAGAAAUUUUAAAGAGAGGCCAGUCAAGACCCUUGAGGCUCUCACGCAGAAAAUCUGUAGUCUUAUAGAUCCAGACAUACGUGGACAAGAUAUUCAAUGGCUAAAGUCGAUUACCAAACUUCCUGUAGUACUUAAGGGUAUCAUGUCAGUUGAUGAUGCAAUAGAGGCAACUAAGGCUGGUGUUGAAGGAAUUAUAAUUUCAAACAAGGGAGGGAGAAAUUUAGACGAAGUUCCAGGCACGCUAGAGGUCCUUCCUGCAAUCGUUGACGCUGUUCAAGACAAAUUAGAAGUUUACAUAGAUGGUGGCAUCAGAAGUGGAGCAGAUGUUUUCAAAGCGCUUGCUCUUGGUGCUAGAGCUGUUUUUAUUGGCAGACCUGUCAUUUGGGGCCUUGCAUACAAUGGAUCUCGUGGCGUUACUGAUGUAUUUCAAACGAUGAAUGAUGAGUUGAGGCUUAUCAUGGCGAAUACAGGUUGUGGAAGAGUAUCAAACAUUAACCAAACAUCUUUAAGAAGACAUUGUCAGUGUCGUCUUUAAACGAUUAUUAUUCUUACGUGGACAUUGGCUUAAAACAUAUAACCAAUAAAUUAUUCCAAAUGCCUCAAUUCCUUAUAACGUUAUUACUGAUGAAUAAAUAAGCAACUUUUGAAUGUAUUAUUUUAUUUUGUAAACAAAUUUAAGUUAUUGAUUGCCCUUCUUUUAGAAACGAGUGUAUUUUUAGUAGUAUCAUAUAAAGACUACCUAUUCAACAAGCCUUGUCAACUUGUCAAGGCCUCAUUCAGGUCUUAGAGAAAGCACUGGCGCAACUUUCCUCGCUGUGUCGGGCAGUCCUGCUAAGGCAUUUACUGGGUAAAAAUGAUUUUCCUUCUAGUUUUUUGUUUAGCCCAAAAAGUUCAUUUUAUAGGAAGACUCUUUAUUACCUUGAUUAGGGCUGUAGAUUUUGAGAAAGUGAUGAC